Messenger RNA from Lineus longissimus, 1934 nucleotides. RefSeq names its product tetratricopeptide repeat protein 5-like. The coding region runs from base 17 to 1360 and encodes 447 amino acids. The record is from RefSeq and is a predicted model, not a curated record. Gene Ontology annotation, molecular function: protein binding. The transcript has 10 exons. NCBI's taxonomy places the organism in Eukaryota, Metazoa, Nemertea, Pilidiophora, Heteronemertea, Lineidae.
AACGACCGGCUACCCGAUGGAUCUGCAUACAGAAACAAAAAUGGUGGACACGAAUCCAAAACUUUCUGAUUCGCCGGCUUAUGAGAGAGCUAAGAAAGCCGUCGAUGAUGUCUAUGACUUCAGAGAUCAUUAUUUUGAAUGUCAAGGUUUGGAGAGAGCGGUCCACAAAGCUGAUGAUGUGCAAGAUGAGCUGAAGAACACACUUACAGUUCUUUCAGAAUUACAAGAUCAGGUCGCCCCAAAAGCUGUUUAUUUCAUGCUCUAUGGCCGAGCCCUUAAUGUGUUGUCUGGAUUCAACCAGGAGGCGCUAGAACUACUAGCCAAGGCUGUUAAGUUAGACCCGAGCUUGGUUGAGGCAUGGAACCAUCUCGGUGAAUGUUACUGGAAGAACAACGAUGUGAAAGCUGCACAUAACUGCUUCACAGGAGCUUUAAGUCAUUCCAAGAACAAAGUGUCAUUACGUAAUCUCUCGAUGGUGCUGAGGCAGCUUGGGUCGACUUCUGAGGAGAAACUCAAGAAUGUCGAGGAAAGCGUUGAAAAGGCAAAGGAAGCUGUUGGUUUUGAUGUGAAAGAUGGUACCUCAUGGUUUAUUUUAGGAAAUGCAUAUCUGUCACUAUUCUUCAACAUGAACCAGAGUCCCAAAGUGUUGAAGCAAUGUUUAAGUGCCUACACACAGGCUGAACGAGAUGCUGUUGCAGCGUGUAACCCAGAUUUACAUUUCAAUCGAUCAAUAGCAUAUAAAUAUCAAGAAGACUAUGAAUUAGCACUGAUAGGUUUUUCACGGGCUUCAGUACUAGACCCAACAUGGUCCGAUCCAAAAGAUAAGGAAAAAAACUUGACAGAUUAUCUAGAAAAAUUAUGUGAAUUUAUUGAUACUAAGGGAAAGUUAAAGGGUAAAAAGGUCCAGACGAUGCUCAAGUCGUUAUCAGGGAGUGAUCUUGGGCCGUAUGGAGGAGGGUCUUACACGAAUCCAUCGGGAAAAACAACCAAGUUAACAAACGUAUCGUUGGCCUCAUUGAAAGGGGAAAAGAAUUUAGAGAAGGUCGUUGUUGGGAAGGUUGUGUGUAGCCUGACCUCUGAUGACCCUGUGCCAUUUACAUUCUGUCUUGUGGAUUCACAGGAAACGUGUGUUGCUGUGACGACGUAUAACAUUGCCCUGGGAUAUGGGGUGAAGAUCGGAGAUGCUGUAGCCAUUCCUGAGCCAUUUGUACAAGACGUGGACGUCCAUCAUAAAGAUAAGGUUUUCAAAUUCCGUAGUAUACGCGUGGAUACACCUGUAGUACUGGUUGUGAAUGGACGCAAAUUGGGACUUGAUAGACAAGCGCCGUCAGUUUUAGCAGUCAGUGCUCAAAGUGAAUAGGAUAUGGGCAGAUUGCGAUGGAUUCGUGAGAUUCUCCUGUUGGACUUUCUCCUCUACAAUCGUCUUGAAUGCUGCAGUGAACAUUAUAAACCUGGUAUGUCAGUGGGUUGAACUAUUAUGCUCAGGUUGAAAACCUUGCAGUAAAAUGAGGGAGGAAUUUCAUUGAUUCUGUUGAUAAAAAGAGUGAUUAUCUGACAGUGUAAGGCUAUCACACAAGGUCACUCAUGGGUGGUGUAAGUUGUUCUCUCUUUUUGUAAAAGGUGACAACAGAUUCAGACAAACACGAUGAUUUGAAUGAAAACGAGUUCUGUAUUCUGAUCAAUUGUUACAAAGUUGCACUGAAAACCUUGGUGAUUAUUUGGCACAAACAUUUGAGAUCAAAGAACUUCUGGUAAAUCGGUAUAUUAUUUCAUUGAGCAGUAAUGUGAUGGCUUUAUCUUGUUCAUGGUAGGUAGGCCCUGAACUGAUCAAACAUGGCGUUAUCAUACUUGCAUAAGAAUUUUUUACAAUGACUAGAAUACUGUUGUGGAUACCAAGUAUCAAACAUGAAUAAAUGUGUGUUUUUAUAACCCCU